This is a messenger RNA of Ophidiomyces ophidiicola, 1731 nucleotides long. RefSeq names its product succinate semialdehyde dehydrogenase NADP+ linked (gene UGA2). The transcript is spliced from 6 exons. The record is from RefSeq and is a predicted model, not a curated record. NCBI's taxonomy places the organism in Eukaryota, Fungi, Ascomycota, Eurotiomycetes, Onygenales, Onygenaceae. Gene Ontology annotation, molecular function: succinate-semialdehyde dehydrogenase (NAD+) activity. Bases 1 to 1731 code for a protein of 576 amino acids. Gene Ontology annotation, biological process: GABA catabolic process.
AUGGUGAAGGCGUAUUUUGAUUCUGAUGGGUCCGUCAAGCAGCUCUCCCGAUUUCUAGGUCUCAAACACAAUAAUGAAUUGGCAAAACAAGAUUCCCAAGUUGAGGAGUUGGAAACUUCUCUGGACCAAAGGCUGUUGGCAAUGGCUGAAGACCACAUCCAAACUUUUCGGGGGGCACUGGGUCUUGACCGCGACGAUCAGAACGCCGUUGCCCUCUACGGAAGGCGGCGAUACACAAUGCACACAGUUCCGCCUCUCAAAGAUCGCUCCUUGCUCAUCGGCAAGUGUUACGUGAAUGGAGAAUGGGUUGACGCGAGAAGUGGAGAAACCUUUGAGGUUCAUGACCCUUCGACGGGCAAGCUCAUCGGAACAUGCCCCGAAUUCACUGCUGAGGACACACAGAAAGCCAUUGACGCGGCAGUCGCAGCAUUUCCCUCGUUCCGCAAGACCUUGGCCAGAGAUCGAGCUCGUAUGCUGCGAAAGUGGUAUCAAUUGAUGAUGGACAACGCUGAAGAUUUGGCGACCCUGAUUACAUGGGAAAACGGGAAGCCAUAUGCAGACGCAAAGGGUGAGGCAGCUUAUGCUGCCAACUUCUUCGAGUGGUUCAGCGAAGAGGCUCCCCGCAUCUAUGGAGAUACUAUUCCAUCUUCGGUGCCAGGAAACAGGAUUAUAACUCUAAAGGAGCCCGUGGGCGUAUGUGGAUUCAUCACACCGUGGAAUUUCCCUGCGGCCAUGGUUACUAGGAAAAUUGGGCCAGCAUUAGCAGCUGGAUGUACCGUUGUGUCCAAGUCUCCGGGUGAGACACCCUUCACAGCAAACGCUAUCGCAGAAUUAGCGCAUCGCGCCGGUAUUCCCAAGGGAGUUGUCAACUUUGUAACGUCUUUGAAGAACACUCCGGAUAUUGGUCGAUGCUUAACCACCAGCCCUGAGAUUCGCAAGGUCUCCUUCACCGGGUCUACCGGCGUGGGGAAACUACUCAUGAAACAAUCUGCGGACACUGUGAAGAAGCUCUCCUUUGAACUAGGCGGAAAUGCCCCAUUUAUUGUGUUUGAUGACUGCCCUGAUCUUGACGCCGCCGUUGCCGGAGCCAUCGCUUCCAAAUUCCGCAGCUCUGGACAAACCUGCGUUUGUGCUAAUCGCAUCUAUAUCCAAAAAGGUGUGUAUGAUGAGUUUGCGGCUAAAUUCGCUGAGAAAGUGAAAGGUUUCAAACUCGGCCAUGGGUUUGACGAAGGUGUCACACACGGCCCUGUGAUUCACUCACGCGCAAUCGACAAAGUCACUCAGCAUGUUUGUGAUGCAGAAUCAAAGGGCGCAAAGAUCAUCAUAGGCGGCAAGGCAGCUAGUGUAUUUGGCCCGAACUUUUUCGAGCCUACAGUUAUGACCGGUAUGACCAGGGACAUGUUACUUGCAACCGAGGAGACUUUUGGGCCAGUUGCGGGGCUUUUUUCGUUCGACUCUGAGAAAGAAGUUAUUGAGCUGGCCAACAAGGCCGAAGUGGGAUUGGCUGCGUACUUUUUCAGUAAGGAUGUCCGACGAGUAUAUCGAAUCGCUGAAGCUCUUGAGGUGGGCAUGGUUGGCGUGAAUACGGGAAUCAUCAGCGAUCCUGCAGCACCAUUUGGUGGAGUGAAAGAGAGCGGAUUUGGCCGUGAAGGCAGUAAAUACGGUAUUGAUGAAGUCCUCACCGUCAAGACAAUCACUUUGGGUGGUAUGGGAGCGGAGCUUCAGGGGUGA